Molecule: messenger RNA, 483 nt
Organism: Rotaria sordida
Lineage: Eukaryota; Metazoa; Rotifera; Eurotatoria; Philodinida; Philodinidae
Source: the annotation of a GenBank genome assembly
AUGAGUUCAACUUCUUCGCAAAAAAAGCAUAUAUUUUUUGUUAUAUUUUCUGGUACAACAAGUCCUACACAUAAUUAUUCUCCUGAACACGAAGAUGCUGGUGAAGUAAGCAUAGGUAUUAAUGCUAUAUCUUUAAUAACAACUCGUUUACAAACGCAUACAUCAUUUGAUUCACAUAAAUCCCUCUCGAAAUCAAUUCAAUCAUUAAGAUCAAAUAAACAACCUGCAGUUGCAUUACCUGUUAAAAAAUGUUUGCAUGGUUUACUAAAACAAGAGCAAAUAACAGCAUCGCUAAAAUCGAAUGAAACUAAAAAAGAUUAUCAAUAUCAUCAUUAUCACAAUUCAACAGAAUUAUGUACUAAAAGUGAUAAUACAUCACCGGAAGAAGAAGAAGAAGAAGAAGAAUUCGAUCGACAACAACAACAACAACAACAAAUCAAUGAGAAAGAUCCGGCGGUACGUUUACGAUUCGAUUUGAAUUAG